Messenger RNA from Cuscuta europaea, 1116 nucleotides. The record is from the annotation of a GenBank genome assembly. Lineage: Eukaryota; Viridiplantae; Streptophyta; Magnoliopsida; Solanales; Convolvulaceae.
CGGUUUUUUAAUGUCCCAUAUGAAUAAUGUUUUUUUAUUUAUGAAAGAUACCCGCUCAACUUAUUCGAACUUUCAUUAUUUAUAAAUAUGAUCCCGCUCCUACAUACUAUAACGGUUCUAAUUGAACCAUAUUAAAACCUAGUUAUAGAAUACAUAUUUUGCACUAGUGGUAGUUCAUUCUUUAUCGACAAUGCAUAGUACUUUUGAUUGUUAUUCAAUCAUUCAAGGUUUGAAAUAAAACCAUUCACAUAUUUUUUAUAAUAAAGGUUAUUUUUGGGAAAACUAACAAACAGAUCUCCGACAGAAAAUCAAUUAGGCCCUCGUAUUAGCAAGAGACACAAUCAAACCCUAGAAACACCUAGUUUAGUUAGUAGCAUUAAACAACCCCUUAAUAUAGGUCAAUUUGCACAUAUGGCGAUCCACAUGACAUAGUUUACACUUUUUUCCCAUUUUCUUUUCCUUCUUUCUUUUUUUCUAUCUCUCUAUGCUUGGCUUUCAUCUUCCGUACAAGCACCCAACCCAGCAUAUGUUUUUCCCCUUUUUCUUCUUUCUUUGUGGACAAACAGAGAAAGAAUGAAAGAGUGACUGAAGACUCGGUUGAUGAACACCGAGACCAAGUCACCGAAAAACUUGCAGACUCGGUUGAGCCUUCAAUGACUCGGAUGACCCAUGACUUCCGGUGACUUCGCAGCAGCCACCACGCCGGCGUUGACCAUUUUUCGCAGCAACGGAAAAUAGGGAGAGAAGUAGAUGAAUGGAGAAGCAGAAGAUGAGGAAACCGUGCAUAUUGUCGCCGGCGUGGCAUCCAUGGUCAGCCAACGGAAGUUCCGUAGAAGAAGAAGAAAUGGCCAGCUGCUUCGGGUCGGGUGGGGUGUAAGAAGAAAAAGUGGAAGAAGUAAAAGGAAAGGGGUAAGCAAAGAAAACGAACACGGUGUUGCGGGUUGGGGGGUGGGGAAGAAAAAGCCAAGGGGAGAGAGAAGGAAAAACGAGAGAAACUCAAAGCUAGAUAAAAAAGGAAGGUGUAAAAUCCACUUAUUUAUGAUUGAAAGGUUAGAUUGAGUUAUCUAUUAGUAUGAGGGCCUACUUGACCUUUUUGUCAUAGUACAAAGAUUAUUU